Messenger RNA from Trichoderma gamsii, 1038 nucleotides. RefSeq lists its product as hypothetical. The transcript has a single exon. The record is from RefSeq and is a predicted model, not a curated record. Lineage: Eukaryota; Fungi; Ascomycota; Sordariomycetes; Hypocreales; Hypocreaceae. Bases 1 to 1038 code for a protein of 345 amino acids.
AUGGCUCCCUCCAAAAGAACCAGCAGGCACAAGCCAUCCAAUACAUCCACCUCAUCCGGCAACAAUGGCAAUCCCCCGGCGCCCUUCAAACGCCCACCGGAGGUGCUGGCGCCCUUCAUCAGCGAGCUCUCGGAGAAGCACGUGUACAUCACUCACAUCGAUGCAAAGCCCCCAGCCUUCAAGCGCAAGAUGUUUCUCGUGCCCGUCGCCAUGAACGUGGCCGUUGCACUUCUUUUCGCCUGGCGCAUGUACCACAUCCUGCCGUGGUACUGGAAGCUCCUGAUGUCGGGCUGGGGCCACGCCAACGAGACAAGGUUCAACUCUUCGGAGGCGACGUGGUCCGAGCUGGUAUGGGAGAUUUUGAAACGCGGGAUCGUCAUGUUUAUCGAUUUCAUGCUGUUCGUCUUUGUGUGGCCGUGGCCUGUGGAGUUUGCCUUUGGCAGGUCGCAUGGAAACCCGACGCGGUGGCGGCUGAAUGUUGGAUUCCGGGACAAGGAGAUUUAUGUGCGCCGCAGCAGAGACUGGGACCUGAUGCUGCGCGACAUCUUCAAGGAUGAGAAUUCGAAAAAGAUCUUGCUCGCUUAUACUCAGGAGGCAACAUCUCCAUUGCUGCAGGAGCAAAAGACGGGCUAUCUGCUGAUGAACUCUAAAUGGGACCUGGACUGGAAUCUCAUGAUCCUGGCUCACAAGUUCGUGGAUAAAAAGGAGGUCGCCCUCGAGGCGUUCAGGAACGUUAUUCUGGUAUUCCACCAGGACUACGGUUGGAUCUGCCACGAUCUCAAGAUGGGCAUAGCGGCCGAGGAAGAGGAUAGGAGGAGGCAGGUUUUUGCCUUUCGAGAUGUGCUCACGGCUAUGGGCAAAGAGAAUCUCUUUUACCGGUGGAUCGAGGUGGUGCAAUUUGAGUCCACCCAGCCAGGAGGAUUUGGCCCAGAGAAGCAAGAAGCUGCGGCGAAGAAGAUUCGUGAGAUGUUUGAGGCUGAAAGUAUCAACUUUGACGAACUGUGGAAGGAGGCUGUUGGUACGAAUCCAGGAAUAUGA